AUGGUGUCAGAAGUAAACACGGACACUUUUGAUCCUAUUCCCGCCAACGGACAUACGUGCAUCAUGUCGGAUGGAUUUCGCAGACCAGACCCCCUCGUCUUUGAUGAGAACAUCGCGGAGAAUUGGCGAGUGUUUGAACAGGAAUAUGACAUUUUUAUCGCGGCGGCACACUCUGACAAGUCGGCCCGCACACAAGCCUACAUUCUCCUCAAUCUAGCAGGAUCGGAGGCCAUUGAAAGGGAGAGGUCGUUCGUCUACACGCCCGCGGUGAGAGGACCCGACGUUGACGACGCACCGGGACACAUCAUCACUCCUGCAGAGUCAAAAGAGGACCCUGAAUGCUUGAAGAGGAAAUUCCGGGCAAUCUGCAGUCCCCGAAUAAACAUUAUAGUGGAGAGACACAAGUUCAAUGCACGGUUCCAAAACCAAGGUGAGACAUUCGAAUCAUAUGUCACAGAUCUAAAGAUAAAAGCAAAGAGCUGUAACUUUGGACCACUGCAAGACGAGCUCAUCCGUGACAGAUUGGUUUGUGGCAUAAAUGAUGACAAUCUGAGAAAAAUAAUGCUGCGUGACAGUGAGCUGACUCUGGCUAAAGCAAUCUCCGUGUGUCAAAUUUAUGAGCAAACAGAACAACACACCAGGGUAUUGUCGUCACCGCAUACUCCCACUAGUGUUGACAGUCUGCAGUACAAAUGUGGCAGGAAGCAGAGAUUUGAGCCACGACAGAGGGCGCAGACAGGGAGAAACGGUCAGCCCAUUGUCAACUGUAACAAUUGUGGUGGCAGCCAUGAUGCCAAGAGGGAAAGUUGUCCAGCUUUUGGUCAACAAUGCCACGCAUGCAAAAAAUGGAACCACUACAAGAAAUGCUGCAGGUCAGUGCAGAGAUACCCUAGGAUGCAGGGCUCCAGGGAGUCCGUCCACCACCUCGAACUGAACCAAGCCACGGGCAGCACUGCUGAAGAUGACUCAUUCUGUAUUGAUGGGAUAGCACCAGUUGUCGUACACACAAUAUGCUCAAAUGUGCAAGAAAAGAAUGUAGCGUUCGCCACCGUGCACAUCAACGGCAAAGCUGUCGAGAUGAAAGUCGACACGGGUGGACAGUGCAACGUUCUAUCCUAUGAUGCUUUCAAACAUGUGGAGAGCGGAGAACAGAUUGACCGCUCGAUAAUCACCAACCUUGUCGCAUAUGGGGGAAACAUGAUCAGCACCUUGGGCUCAGUCGUCUUACAAUGUCAGCUUGCAGGUCAGCAGUAUACACUACAGUUCCACAUUGUGGAGAGGAAUGUCCAGCCACUACUAGGCCUACCAGCAAGCCUGCGCAUGAAGCUAGUGAAACUGAGCAAGGAUGUUCACCAACUCAGUGUGAACACAGAGGCCAACCUGCCGCACAAGAUCUUCACAGAAGCGUCCACACUACAACAUGUAAACGAGCUGAACGACUUUGAGGUCAUGUCAGUCAGCCGAGUCUCAUCCAGCCGUUUAGACGAACUAAAGAGGCACACAGCAGAAGACGGACUACUGCAAAUCCUCUCUUCUGUCAUCACACAUGGAUGGCCCGUCAAACAGCAUAAUGCUCCACCAUCCAUCAGUUUUUUUUUUCCAUUCAGAGAUGAGCUCACCAUCGAGGAGGGUGUCGUCAUGAAAGCUGGGCUCACCUGCACAGAGACUAAUGUCAAGGCAGACCCGUACCACCCUCCCAGUCAGCAGACACAGCUAUUGCAACCAGCAUCCCUCAACACCAAACAAGUCACAGCCCAGCUCCAGAAGAAGAGGCUCUCCCAGAAGCUGAGCUAUGACAAGUCCAGCCGUCCUCUUCGUCCACUGCUGGAAGGCGAAGCGGUCCGGAUGCAGACCCCCCGGGGUUAUGAUCGCAUGGGCACAGUAGGAAAGAUCUGUGAAGAGCCGCGGUCUUACAUCAUCCAGUCUGGAGGCAGAGACUACAGGAGAAACCGCAGACACCUCCUGCCCGUCGCCGAGCGAUCUCCACAUCAACCUGACACUGUCGACCUGCAGCCCUUCAACCCAGCUGCCGGUGAAACACCUCCCAUCUACAGGGAGGAACAACGGGAUCCCAUGGACACUGUACCACCGCUGGUCCAGGUACCCGUAGCUAACUCUCCCGUCCACGCUGGCAAGAGCCCAUACACAACACGUUUUGGUCGUACAGUCAGAGCAAACCCCAAAUACAAAGACUGA
Knipowitschia caucasica is the source of this 2196-nucleotide messenger RNA. The record is from the annotation of a GenBank genome assembly. Lineage: Eukaryota; Metazoa; Chordata; Actinopteri; Gobiiformes; Gobiidae.